Molecule: messenger RNA, 2136 nt
Organism: Prorocentrum cordatum
Lineage: Eukaryota; Dinophyceae; Prorocentrales; Prorocentraceae
Source: the annotation of a GenBank genome assembly
GCUUGCGAGAUCCAGGAGAGUGGCAGUCGUCAGCCUCCAGAGCACCCUCAUGGAGCUGAGCAUUCCCUGGACUACAGAAGGCUACAGAAUCAUCCCUACCCCGCGCACGACACGAACGAGCAGAGAUGGCUGCUUGAUCGCCUUCGACCUCCGCAUAUUCGCUCUUUCAGAACUUAGAGUAUCUCAUACGUGGCUGGACGGCCGACUACACGGUAUUCGCCUUACACGUAAGGGACCCAAAGAAAGAGACCUUUACGUCCUGAACGUCUACGCCCCCUUCAACGAAGUUGGACCCGCGAAGGCCGGCGAAGACCAACGCCAGAAGAGCAUCGUCCACCGAGACCUCCAGGACCGCUUUUGGGACACGUGCAGGUCCGCCCUGAGCCAGUUGCCGCAGCGGGUCGCCCUCGCGAUGACCAUGGAUGCGAAUGCUGCUCUAGCGCCCCAGCUCCCGCACGUUUGCUUUGCGGGCCAGCGCCGCAUGCACGCCAGCUUGAACGGUAACGGUGCCCGCUUGCUAGACCUCCUCCAGACGUUCCACCUGUCUGCCCUCAACACCAUCGGCAAGCGUAAGAGACAGAAUGGAACGUGGAAGCAUGUGAUCGGCAAGGGCUGGACGACCAUCGACUACAUCUGUGUAAGAUUAUGCGGAGCCUAUGGCACCAAGGGCCAGCAGCACGACACGCCCUCCGACUAUUUCAAUGCGCUGGAGCACACGGUGAUCGAGGCUGCGGCCCCGCACUACCUCCUCCAGCCGACGAAGGUGAAUAGGCCGAAGCUGAAGGAUGAGACCUCGGCCCUGAUAGACCUGAAGCACGAGAUCCAGAGGCGCAUGGCUCUCCACGCGGAUCGGACCACCCCCACCUACGGCCGCCUCCAGUCCAGGUUCGACGAGGCAGCCAGAGCCGCAGCCAAAGCAGUUCGAGCCGAGCGCCGCCAGCACCUCGCUGAGACGGCUAGAGAAGCAGAAGCAGCAGAGGCCGCCAUGAACCUCCGCCGCCUGCACGCUGUGGUGCGGCGCCUGGCCCCCAAGCCAGUUGCCCCCGUCGUCACGGUCACCAACCCCGCAACUGGAGGAACCUGCCAGGACGCAGAGGAGGAGGUCGAGGGCAGAGCCCGAGCGUUGAGCACCAUUUUUGAUGGCACAAUCAUCGGCAUGAACAGCCUAGGUGGACCUCCAGGCCUCCUUCCGAGAGGUGGCACGCGCAUUGGCACCUACGACGUCGAUGGCAUAACGAAGGCCAUCCGCAACAUGCCGAACUACAAGAGUGCCCCGGUCUUCAAGAUGCCCGCGAUGAGAGACAUGGAGCACGCCAUCGAUCCCAACAUCGAUCGCCACGCCCUCGGCCACUCUGCCCAGCGCUUCAAGGGCGGCGAAACGGUCUCCCCCAGGAAGCAGAAGGGCGACGGCAAGUGCGCCAAAGCCCACUACAGAACGAUCAACCUGAUCAACCACAUUGGCAAGGUCUACAUGAAUAUUACGGCCAUGCCCGAACUUCGAGGACUGGCGCCUCGUUUAUCGUUUUCGCAGUUCGGGGCCGUGGCGGGUAGGUCUCGGCUUGGUUCUGGCACAACGCCCGGCAUGCUCCUGGCAGUUCUGAUUGACCUCGAGAAGGCGUUUGACCUGAUAGAUCGCGAUGAGAUUUGGACCGCGCUCGAGACGCUCGCCGCCGAACGCAGCGUCGGACUCACAGUCGAGGAGCUCCAUGAAGGCACGUGCUACAUCGCCCGGGACAUCAGGGCCAACGUGCCCACCAGGAAGCUCCUCAUCCCGAAGGGGGUCCGCCAGGGCAGCGUCGAGGGCCCGCUGUUGUUCGUGGCAGUGUACGACCUCCUCACGUCAGCCUUCGAGAGCAGCCACUCAGUUUCGGAGUUUCCUGAAGCAUACGCCACCUUUGACCCUGAGCUGAAAAAGAUUAGGCCUCAGCAUAACCUCGAGGGAGAUGAAGGGGAGGAGAGAAUGGUAGUCUCGCCGAUUAAGUUCGUGGAUGACCUGAUCGCCUUCACCAUCGUCGAAAACUUUGAGACGGCCUCGCGAGUCCUCGCCUUCCUGCACUCCGAAAUCUCUAAGGGUAAGAUGAAAGUAAACGACACUAAGACCGAGAUGCUAAUCGUGGCGACGGGUACCAAGAGCAA